AUGAGAAUCUUUUUUUAAUUCUUUUAAAUAAACUAGGAUUACCCUAGAUAGUACUCUUCUUCAAAUUAAGUAGUACUAGAUGGUUUUAGUACAGAGCAUAUUAUUUUUACAGAGACUUAUAUAUUUGAACUUUAUACUACAUAAUCAAGAACUGAUAAUGGUGUCUUUAGAAUUUUCAUUACUCAAGAAAUGAUUUGUUGUAGAAUAUAGUAAUAACAGGUUUGUGUUAUUUAAGAGUUAUCUUGGUUGAUAGUAAAAAAUACUGAGGGUGAAAAUAUUGAUGAUUAACAAACCGAUUUAAAUGCACCAGCUGAAGUAGAAAUAAAAAUAUUAUUCUAGAUUUUCAAAUCUACCAAUUCAACAGCAGUAUUAGAAAUUGAUUCCCCUGUAAUUUUUGUUUCCAGUCCAUAUAAUUAUUCACCAUUACUUUAAGGUUCCUCAGAAUAGAAACAUCCUAAAAAAUCGAAAUCCAUAUUGACGAAAUCUGAAAAAAUUAGCUUGUUGUAUUUGGUAUCAAUCUAAUUUCCAUAUUAAAAAUAUGUUAGAUAAGCAGUAGUAGGAGGAUAAGUGGAUGUCUUAAUUGAUUCUGGUGUCCCCUAUCUAAAUACUGCAGCUAUGUACGUUAUUCCAUCACUUCCUGUAAAUGGUUUUACCUCGGCUGUUUCAAAGACAUUAGUAACCAAAUCAAAAUAGGACUACCUUUUAUUUUUUUUACUCAAAAAAACUAAAAAAUCAGGACCACUUGGAUACGUAACUAAAUUCUAAAAGUAUUAAGUUAAUUUUGUACAUUUUGCUUACAUGUUUUAAAAUGUUAGGAAUACCCUACUCAAAAAUUCAAAGAUUGAUAAACUGCCAUCAUCUAAUCAAUUUAUUUAAGUUCUACUCCAAUUAUAGAUAGGUGUUUCAUCCAAGCAACAAUAUUUCCUUAAUUUUAAAAUUAUGAUAGGAACAUUUUUUGCACUCUGGAUCCACAAAGGAUAGUUUUAUCCCAGACCAAUUUCCAGUGGUAAUAUUGGAGUAUUCCCACAUUUUGGUUAGGAAAAAUAUGAAGACGCUGCAGUUUCUUCAAUUGUAAAGUAUAAUCUUAUUGGAAGAAUAGAUAAAGAAAUAGGUACCUUAUCCUUUCUCAGAGCCGAUAUCAAGGAAUUCCAACUUUUAAGAAUCAAUUCCAAAAUAUGCAUUUGA
Molecule: messenger RNA, 1185 nt
Organism: Stylonychia lemnae
Lineage: Eukaryota; Ciliophora; Spirotrichea; Sporadotrichida; Oxytrichidae
Source: the annotation of a GenBank genome assembly